Molecule: messenger RNA, 1787 nt
Organism: Cataglyphis hispanica
Lineage: Eukaryota; Metazoa; Arthropoda; Insecta; Hymenoptera; Formicidae
Product: aryl-hydrocarbon-interacting protein-like 1
Exons: 7
Coding region: 179-1141 (320 amino acids)
Molecular function (GO): peptidyl-prolyl cis-trans isomerase activity; protein binding
Source: RefSeq, a predicted model, not a curated record
AUCAAUUUCUUUAUGUUUAUGCUUAUGCAAAAGUAUGUCUUCGCGCUUGAGACAAAGGCAGCCAUUUUAAGUGAGCAGAAUGCAUGUGUACAAUGUACACAUAUAUAUUCUGUCCAAUUGUAAAUGGCUGCCUUGGCUUCAUUUGUCACAUCGUUAUUAGUAGCUAGAUAUAUAUGCCAUGAUGAGUAAUGAAGAAUAUAUAGUAAAAACUGUUAUUCAUGCUGGAACAAAAACUAUUAAUUUUAUACCAGGAACAAAAGUUAUAUUUCAUUUCAAAACUACAAAAUGUGAUUUUGACAAAACAUUGAUAGACGAUAGUAGGAUGAUGGGAAGUCCAAUGGAACUCAUAUUAGGAAAAAAAUUUAAGUUAGAAGUAUGGGAAGCUAUUGUACAAAAGAUGUCAUUGAAUGAAGUUGCCUGUUUCAAAGUACAUAAAAGUCUAGUGACUGCAUAUCCUUUUGUUUCCAAAACAUUAAGAGAAGCUGAUAAGCCACAGUCAGAGAAGCGUAAUCAUCAUUGUUGUGGUGUUACCCUUCAGAAUGAAGGUGUUGGUUACGCCGAUUUGAAUGAACUUAUAAAACAUCCUCAAGAUCUGGAAUUUACAAUAGAACUUAUCCAAGUGAUAUUGCCAGAUGAAUAUGAGAAAGAAUCAUGGCAAAUGACAGAAGAUGAAAAGCUUAAAAAUAUUCCGCAUUUAAAGGAAAAGGGAAAUGCUUUGUUCAGAGAAAAAAAAUAUAACAGUGCAGCUGAAACAUAUGCAAAAGCUAUUGGAAUAUUGGAACAACUCAUGUUAGCUGAAAAACCAAAUGAUGAAGAAUGGUUAUCUUUGAAUCAAAUGAAGAUACCAUUACUUUUGAAUUAUGCACAAUGUAAACUUUUAAAUAAGGAAUAUUAUUCAGUUAUUGAACAUUGUUCAACAGUUUUAAAAACAGAACCAGAUAAUGUGAAAGCGCUCUAUCGAAGAGGUAAAGCAUAUAUUAGUGUAUGGGAUGAAAAUAAUGCUAUUAAAGAUUUAAAGAGAGCUGCUGAAAUUGAUCCUUCCUUACACAAUACUGUUGUGAAAGAAUUACAAAUAUUUGCAGCAGCCAUUAAAGAGAAGAACAAUGCACAAAAAGAAAAAUUAUCAAAGAUGUUUAAAUAAAGGUAUAAAGUUUAGUUAAAGUUUAGUUAAUCUAAACUUAUUGCAAAAGUAACAUUAAGUCAUUAAAUGUAAUUUUCAUCAAGUCAAUUUAAACCAGUUAAUUUUUUUUAUAUAUAUUUUCUCGUUCAAAAUGAUUAAAGAGACUGGAAUACAAGACUAUUGCAUACAAUUUUCUAUUGUUAAAUCUAAUUUUGUUAUUUAUACAUAAUAUAUUUACUUGAGAGAAACAAAGAUGAUUUGUUGCAUUGAUAUGGAUUGGUGUAACUUUUUACUUUCCAAGCAAGUAUUUACAAUUUAAAAGUUGUAUAAUAUUAAUGUAUGACUAUUACAAAACUAUUAAUCAUUAAAUGUGAAUUAUUUAGGCCAUGUUCCGAUAUUAACUGUCAAGACUGAAAAUCUAUAAUGUACAUGAUGAAAAUUAUAGAUUUUCAGUACUGGCAGUAAUAUCGUAACACUGACUUAAAAACUACAUGAUUUAAUAUAAAUAUAUAUAAGCAAAUAACAUAUAUUUGUAUUAUUUAUUAUUAUAAAUAAGAUAUGUAAAGAAAUAAAAAUGUUACAUUAUUAUUUAAAUACAAUUCAAGAUUAUGUAGAAAUACUUUACAAAAUUUAUGUAUAUACUUUGUGAAAUAGAUAUUUAAAUAAA